Indicator indicator is the source of this 2383-nucleotide messenger RNA. It is a transcript of the gene UEVLD, whose product is annotated as UEV and lactate/malate dehyrogenase domains. Lineage: Eukaryota; Metazoa; Chordata; Aves; Piciformes; Indicatoridae. Gene Ontology annotation, molecular function: oxidoreductase activity, acting on the CH-OH group of donors, NAD or NADP as acceptor. Gene Ontology annotation, biological process: protein modification process; carboxylic acid metabolic process; protein transport. The record is from RefSeq and is a predicted model, not a curated record. The transcript has 11 exons. Bases 44 to 1369 code for a protein of 441 amino acids.
ACUAAAGAAUGUUAACGAGACCUACCCAAAUUUCACAUUCUCCAUGAACACAUACACCUUCAAGGAUGGAUCCCAGAAGGAUCUCCUGAAUUUUAGUGGUACUGUUCCAGUGAAGUAUGGUAAUUCCUAUAACAUACCAGUUCGUCUGUGGAUUCUGGAUUCUCAUCCCUUUGCUCCUCCCAUUUGCUUCUUGAAGCCAACUGCAAACAUGGGCAUUUCAGUGGGAAAGCACAUUGAUGCUCAAGGCAGGAUUUAUUUGCCCUACCUGCAAAACUGGAGCCAUCCUAAAUCAACUAUCAUUGGAUUAAUCAAGGAAAUGAUUGCAAAAUUUGAGGAAGAGCUCCCUUUGUAUUCACUGUCAUCUUCUGAUGCAGCCAGGCAAUCAGAACUUCUCUCCUACAUUGCAAAGAUUACUGAAGGAGAGACUGACAUGAAAUCAAAGAGUAAGUUUGGUGGAGGCAAAACUGAAGGGUGUUUUAACAAGAUUACUGUUGUUGGGGCUGGAGAUCUUGGCAUUGCCUGUGUGCUGGCAGUUGCAGCGAAGGGUGCUGCAGACAAGGUGGUUCUUUUGGAUCUUUCUGAAGGUGCAGCAAAAGGAGGGACCAUGGACUUGGAGAUUUUUGCUCUGCCAAAUGUAGAGAUCAGCAAAGAUUUUUCUGCUUCAGCUGAUUCAAAAGUUGUGGUACUCACAGUUAAUUCUCUGGGUAAUGCUCAGACUUACCUUGAUGCCAUACAGAGCAAUGUGGAUUUGUUCAGAGGAAUUAUCCCUACAGUAUCCCAUUAUAGUCAGAACUGUGUUCUCCUUGUUGCUUCUCACCCAGUUGAAGUAAUGACAUAUGUGUCAUGGAAGCUGAGUGCAUUUCCCAAAAGCAGAGUGAUUGGAGUAGGUACCAACCUGGAUACAGAGAGAUUUCAGUAUAUACUGGCAAACCUUUUGAAAUCACAGGUCCCAGCAAAAGAUGCUUGGAUUAUUGGUGAACAAGGGGAAGACAAAGUGCCAUCGUGGACCAGUUGUAAUUCAGCUGCAAAUCAGACAGAAGCAGUGGCUGCUCGUAACUCAUGGGAAACAGUGGCUAACAGAGCUAUGGAAGUUCUAAAGGGAAAAGGUCAGAGGUCUUGGUCUGUUGGGCUCUCUGUUGCUGAUUUGACUGACAGUAUACUGAAAGAUAAAAGAAAGGUUCAUUCUGUAUCCACUCUGGCAAAGGGAUGUUGCAGUAUAAACAGUGAAGUAUUCUUAAGUCUACCCUGUGUUCUUGGAGCCAAUGGAGUGAUUGAAAUGGUCAAACUAGAAGAUGAUUCACUAGUGCAGGAAAAACUGCAGAGCAGUGCAGGAUCAAUCCAUGACCUCCAGCAGCAACUGAAACUGUGAGCAAGCACUACCUCAGCCACGGGGUCUGCUCACUGCAGUCGUGGAUCUGCUAGGCAGAAAGGCUUGCUUGGUACACGUGGAUUUACACAUAAAGCAAGAAGGUGUUUUACUUCCCUUCUAAAAGGUGCUUUCUCCAUUUGGGUUUAAAUUAUUUGAUGCUGCACUGCACAGUAAUUUCUUGUUUGAGAGAUGCACUUUUGGUAGCCAAAAUGAGCAGGGUAACGUGCAAGAAUGUUUUACUUAAAUCCAGGUGACUUUUGCCUGUAGUUGGUUGUUACUACUUGUAGCCUGGUCCUUGGGGUUUUGUUAGCUCUUUGCAGCUCAUUAAGGGACAGUCUAGGAGAGCAAAUUAUCCAGCUCUGCAGAAGCUCCAGCUGAACUGUUUUUUACCUGCUGCAUUAGAGGCUUGUCCAGAAUAUGGUCACACUCAGCUCCUCAGGGCAUGGGGGAUGCAAUUCUAUAGCUUGAUCUUUCAUGCUUAUCAUAGGUGCUCUUAUGUCAAUGGACUGUUGCUUAUUACUAAGUGCAAAAAAGCUAAAAGCAGGACAUUAGCAGUAUCCAGACCUGAGACUUUCUGGUCAUGAUUGUUUGCUGUUAUUCUGUAAGGACGUUCAGAGUGCUCAAGCAUCUGCAGUAGUCAGUACACACAUGCUACUCUCUUACCCUGUGCAGUGCUGGAACAGAUGCUCUUCCUGAAAGGGAGGAGAUGGGGUGGGCCUCAAAUAAAGAGUGAAAUCUCACAGUGACCUCAUGCAGAAAUACCUGUGAGUUCAGGCCUUGAUCCAAAGCCAAAUUGUGUUCAUUGAGCUGUACAUCAGCCUGAGGAGAACACAGCUACUCGAGAAAGCAACCUAUAACCCUCCUUGCAGCAGGCCAAGGUGGAAAAGCAAUGGCAAAGGAGAUGUUUUUAAGAUAAAGACCUUUGGGAGAGUUAUAACUUCUUGAUUCACUAUGCUUGUAAAAGACUGUAUUCAUCCUGGUUAUAUCUCAGCAUCAUGAUGUAGGCAGAGAUGU